CGCCGCCGCGGGAGGAGCGGGGAAAAGGAAGCGGGAGGGAGGGAAGGAAGGGGGCAUCAUUCCCCUGGCUGCUCGAUGCGGGGCGCGGGGUGCGGGGCGCUGCUGCUGCUGCCGGCGCUGCUGCAGGGCUGGGCCGCCUGCCAGGCGCCGCCCGUGCCCGCCGAGGGCGAGGGGCUGCGGCUGGAGCGGCGCUUCGUGCCCGACAGCUGCCCGCGGGCCGUGCGGCCGGGGGACUUCGUGCGCUACCACUACCUCGGAGCCUUCCCCGACGGCACACGCUUCGACUCCAGCUAUGACAGGGGAUCCACAUUUAACGUGUUUGUGGGAAAGGGUCAACUCAUUGCUGGGAUGGACAAAGCUCUGGUCGGCAUGUGUGUGAAUGAGCGGCGGUUUGUGAAAAUUCCCCCCCAGCUCGCCUAUGGAAGUGAAGGAGUCCCUGGUGUGAUACCCCCCAACUCUGAGCUCCAUUUCGAUGUGCUCCUGAUAGACCUUUGGAACUCAGAGGAUGAAGUGCAGGUUCAGACUUACUUCAAACCUGAGAAAUGUUCUCGGACAGUCCAGGUGUCUGACUUUAUACGAUAUCAUUAUAAUGGAACAUUCCUAGAUGGGACCCUGUUUGAUUCAAGCCAUAAUCGGAUGCGAACUUAUGAUACCUAUGUGGGAAUUGGAUGGCUGAUUCCUGGUAUGGACCAGGGUCUGUUGGGAAUGUGUGUAGGCGAGAAGCGCAUUAUCACAAUACCACCUUUCCUGGCAUACGGAGAAGAAGGAGAUGGUAAGGAGAUCCCUGGCCAAGCUUCCCUUGUAUUUGAUGUGGUUUUGUUAGAUCUCCAUAACCCCAAAGAUGGUAUUACUAUUGAGAACCAGCAAGUGCCCGAAUCUUGUGAGCGGAGAAGCCAAACAGGAGACUUUCUCCGAUACCAUUACAAUGGCACACUUCUGGAUGGCACAUUGUUUGAUUCCAGCUAUUCACGAAAUCGUACAUAUGACACCUAUGUUGGGAAAGGUUAUGUGAUUGCUGGAAUGGAUGAAGGUUUGCUAGGUGUAUGCACUGGUGAAAAAAGAAGAAUAAUAAUCCCCCCUCAUCUUGGAUAUGGAGAAGAAGGAAGAGGAAAGAUUCCAGGAUCUGCAGUGCUGGUCUUUGACAUCCACGUGGUUGACUUCCACAAUCCCUCAGAUUCAGUCAGCAUUACUGUAAACUACAAACCUCCCAACUGCACCGUACUGAGUAAGAAGGGAGAUUACUUGAAAUAUCACUACAAUGCUUCGCUCCUGGAUGGUACUUUGUUAGACUCAACACACAGCCUUGGCAAGACCUACAACAUAGUUCUGGGAUCCGGACAGGUGGUGGUGGGGAUGGACAUGGGCCUUCAAGAUAUGUGUGUUGGGGAGCGACGAACAGUCGUUAUUCCACCUCAUCUUGGUUAUGGAGAAGAUGGAGUUGAAGGAGAAGUGCCUGGUAGUGCUGUAUUAGUUUUCGACAUUGAACUGGUGGAACUGGUGUCUGGCUUGCCUGAAGGAUACAUGUUUGUGUGGAAUGGAGAAGUCUCUCCCAAUCUUUUUGAAGAAAUAGACAAGAAUCGCGAUGGAGAGGUUCUUUUGGAGGAGUUUUCAGAGUACAUUCGAGCUCAAGUCGAUUCCGGCAAAGGAAAACUGGCUCCUGGUUUUGAUUUUGAAAAGAUUGUUAAGAACAUGUUCACCAAUCAAGACCGAGAUGGAAAUGGUAAAGUUACUGCUGAAGAAUUCAAGCUGAAAGACCAGGAGGCCAAAGAGGAACAUGAUGAACUGUAAAGCUAAGAAAAAAAAGAAGAGUCCUGAGCUGACCUACUGUUAAAAUGCGUGUACUGGAAGAGGUUUUGGCAAGCAUGUUCCUGAAAGGUUAGCACUCAGCUAGGUAGCCUAUGUCUGCCUGUGCUGGUGUGCUGGCAGGCUGUUAAAAUAGGAAGAAGUUUUUGGUUGGAAUUGUUAGGUAUAUUUGAAAAAACUGUUAAGUGCCUCAAGACAGGAUGUAUAAACAGAUAAAGAAUGUACUGCCAUACAUGGCAGUGUCACCCACGUGGUUAGGUUUUGUGCUAAAGAUUAGAAGUUGUCAUUGAACAAUGCACAGUCACAUGGAUGGAUGAAUGGUAGGGAGAAAACUUACUGAGUGCUUUUAAAAGAGUUUUAAAAACAACCUUCUGUAUGAGAAAUAUUUGCAUGGGAGAACAAAACAGAAAAAUAUUCCCCGUGAAGAUAACCUGUAAAAAUUGUCAGACAUGGAGCCCAGUUCCUUUCAGAAGGUGUGAGCACUCUUUCUGGUAACAGAACAAACUCAUACAAAUAUUUGCCAGCAGGAGCUCUGAUCUGGAAAUUGCAGAGCAUGCAAAUGAUAAGUAUGCCAUUGCAAAACUUCUGCAAGCUGUGAAUUAAACUGUAUGGGCCUACAACUGUUACCUUGUACGUGUUGGGUUUCUACCUUACAGAAUAAAAGGUUGCUGCCAUCUAUAUUGUAUUUAAUUAAGAACCUCAAUCCUUCUUGCUGGCCUGUUGAAACAGUGUUCUGAUCAAUGAUUCCCAAACCUUUCUUGUUGCAACCUUAUUUAUAGUUUUGUUAGACUUUAAAUAUUAGCGUUAUGGGGUUCAAAUGCUGUCAUAAAUACUGAAUAAGAUUGAUUUUAUGUUGGGCUUCUGCCUGUUCCUUUGGGAAUUGUUAGACUAAGGAGUAAGUACUUAGAGCUUAUGCAGCAGAGCAGUCUGGCACAGCGAAUAAACAACAAGGCAGUGAUAGGAUCAAGAAGCAGACCCAUCUGUUUAUGCCUGCAAAUGUUCUGGCCUAUCCCUCAAUACAAAAUAAGGCCUGGGAGUGCUGUUUAGAUUAUGCGAGCUCCUGAGACAAUCGGCCAUUAGAGCUAUAAAUGUAGCAAGCUGUUUAAUGGAAAAUACAGUAAACAGAAGUGUUUUUCUGGAAGGCUUUGUGAUUUCCCCUUCGCUAGGCUACACAUAAAGAGCACAAAUACAUAUAGUGUGACAAUGUUGAAAAAAGGGAGUUGUGUUUCCGUUACAUGCUUUUUGUCUGGAUUCUUGCUUUUCUUGAUCUGUACCUAUAGGUUGUAAACUCCCCAAGAUGCUCUUUUUAAAAACUGAUAUUUUAAUUGGAUGGAAACAUUUUGUAUUGGGUUUUGAUAGAGUUGUUUAGAAAAUGCAGUGAAAUAUUUUUUUUUAGUUUGAUACCAGUAAAUGUGGGAUAACUGAUUUUUUCAUUAAAUAAAACAUUGACCAAC
Messenger RNA from Cuculus canorus (common cuckoo), 3257 nucleotides. It is a transcript of the gene FKBP9, whose product is annotated as FKBP prolyl isomerase 9. The transcript has 10 exons. Gene Ontology annotation, molecular function: calcium ion binding; peptidyl-prolyl cis-trans isomerase activity. NCBI's taxonomy places the organism in Eukaryota, Metazoa, Chordata, Aves, Cuculiformes, Cuculidae. The coding region runs from base 76 to 1788 and encodes 570 amino acids. The record is from RefSeq and is a predicted model, not a curated record.